Messenger RNA from Camelina sativa (false flax), 1266 nucleotides. Its product is annotated as putative receptor-like protein kinase At1g80640. Gene Ontology annotation, biological process: protein phosphorylation. Gene Ontology annotation, molecular function: protein kinase activity; ATP binding. Lineage: Eukaryota; Viridiplantae; Streptophyta; Magnoliopsida; Brassicales; Brassicaceae. The record is from RefSeq and is a predicted model, not a curated record.
UUUAGACAAUCACGAGGAUGAAGAACAGCGACUUCCAUGGCGAUUUCUGAGAAGAUUGUUAUCUGGAGGAAAAUGAGAGAGUUGGGGAAGAAGAAGGGUAUAACUGUAAAAAGAGAGAUGAUGAUUUGAGAUGGUGAAGAAGAUAGUUUUAGUUUUUUUUUUAUAUACUAGAGGAUUGUUAAUUUGUUAGCCAGCGUGUGUCUUCUUCGAUGUAAAUUUAGCCAAGAAGAUCGAAAACGUUAGCCAAGAAGCGAAACGUGAAUUUCAGAUCUCAGAAUGAAGUUGACUUGUUAAGCAAGAUCCAGCACGCGAACGUUAUCUCAUUGUUGGGCUCUGCAAGUGAAAUCAACUCGAGUUUCCUCGUUUAUGAGCUCAUGGAAAAAGGAUCCUUAGAUGAGCAGUUACAUGGGCCUUCUGGUGGAUCAGCUCUAACAUGGCACAUGCGUAUGAAGAUUGCUCUUGAUACAGCCAGAGGGCUAGAGUAUCUCCAUGAGCAUUGUCGUCCACCAAUUAUCCACAGGGAUUUGAAAUCUUCGAAUAUUCUUCUUGAUUCUUCCUUCAACGCCAAGAUUUCAGAUUUUGGUCUUGCUGUAUCGCUUGAUGAGCAUGGCAAGGCCAACAUUAAACUAUCUGGGACACUUGGUUAUGUUGCUCCGGAAUAUCUCCUAGACGGUAAACUGACAGAUAAGAGUGAUGUUUAUGCAUUUGGGGUGGUUCUGCUUGAACUCUUGUUGGGUAGACGGCCGGUUGAGAAACUGACUCCAGCUCAAUGCCAGUCUCUUGUGACUUGGGCAAUGCCACAACUUACUGAUAGAUCUAAGCUUCCAAACAUCGUGGACUCGGUUAUAAAAGAUACAAUGGAUCUCAAGCACUUAUACCAGGUGGCAGCCAUGGCGGUGCUAUGCGUGCAGCCAGAACCGAGUUACAGGCCGUUGAUAACCGAUGUUCUUCAUUCACUUGUUCCACUGGUUCCAGUUGAGCUAGGAGGGACUCACCGGUUAACAAGAUGAUUGACAUCGGACACCAAAAAUCCAAAUCCGUUAUGAUGAGUGAUCUUUUACCUCUUUUUUAUUUUUGUAUAGGGUUGUGAUUCACUCAUCUCAAAGUUUGGGGGUAAGAAUGCGAGAAUAGAAGUUUUAAUUUCCAGGGUUGUUUGGUUCUAUAAUUACAUCUAUAUAUUUUUAUAAAAUUUGUAAAUUGUUUAUAUAUCACAUGUCUUAAAUUUGUUGUUAUGAAAAAUGUGGAAACUUAACAUGGUUUCAUAAA